Parastagonospora nodorum SN15 is the source of this 1581-nucleotide messenger RNA. RefSeq lists its product as hypothetical. The coding region runs from base 1 to 1581 and encodes 526 amino acids. Lineage: Eukaryota; Fungi; Ascomycota; Dothideomycetes; Pleosporales; Phaeosphaeriaceae. The record is from RefSeq and is a predicted model, not a curated record. Gene Ontology annotation, cellular component: membrane. The transcript has 5 exons. Gene Ontology annotation, biological process: transmembrane transport; carbohydrate transport. Gene Ontology annotation, molecular function: carbohydrate:proton symporter activity.
AUGAACAGCUCCGAUAAGCCGUACAUCAUGCACGAUGAAAAGGAGUCACCUGAGAAGCAUGGCGAGUCUACGACUGCGAUAGAGAGUGAUCUCACGACCAUACUCAAGAACCAGCCGAUAAACACUUGGGGUCGUGGCUCCUUGCAUCUCUAUGCUGUGUGCUUGCUGGUGUACUUGUGUUCCACGAUGAACGGCUAUGACGGAUCACUGAUGGGCUCCAUCAACGCCGUCCCAAGCUACACUUCCUACUACAAUCUCCCCAAGGAAGGCAACAGUGGUACAGGCAUUGUCUUUGCAAUUUUUCAGAUCGGUCAGAUGACUGGAGCCUUCUUCUGUUGGGUAUCGGACUGGCAUGGCCGCCGGUGGCCUAUCUUCGUCGGAUGUGUAGGGACCUGUAUUGGCGCCAUUGUAACAUCUGUCGCUCCCACGAUCCCUGCGUUCAUCGGCGGACGAUUCCUGCUCUCUUUCUUCUCGACCAUCGCAACGACCGCAGCACCGUUGUACCUGAUUGAGAUUGCGCCGCCGCAGUACCGCGGCACUGUUGCAGGGAUGUACAAUACAUUGUAUUAUUUGGGAUCAAUUAUCGCGACGUCUGUCGUCUACGCUUCGCAAAAGCGCUGGGGCAACGACGGCAACAUUCUAGCUUGGAGACUUUCACUCUGGCUGCAGAUGAUCUGCCCUGCCAUCGUGGCCGUGUUCAUAUGGCUUUGCCCAGAGUCGCCACGAUACUUAAUGGCAAAGGACCAACCCGAAAAGGCACGCAAAGUCUUGGGUACGAUUCACGCAAACGGCGAUGAAACGCAUCCAUUGGUCGAACUCGAGAUGGCUGAGAUGCGCCGCGCAAUUCUGGAGACAGGACUCAUGUCUUGGAAGACUUACUUUGAUGUCCGAGACUUGUUCAAGACGGGUGCACGCCGCUACCGGAUGAUGUUGAACAUGACCUUUGCGUGGUUCGGGCAGUUUUCUGAUCUCCCCACACUCGUGGCCUACGUUGGGGUCACCGACCCCAGCACACAGCUACUCCUCAACAUCAUCUACGCAAUCGGAGGCUGGAUCCCAGCUAUAAUCGGCGCGCGCCUUCACGAUGUCGUCGGUCGCCGAAAGAUGCUUAUGGGUGUUACAGUCGGUAUGGCAGUUUGUCUAGCCAUCGCAGCAGGGACCGCGGCCGACUUCGUCAACACUGGCAGCAAGACAGCUUCCGUCGCUUCGAUCUCAUUCAUCUACAUCUUCGGUUCGGUCUUUGCGCUCGCGUUCACUUCAAUGCAACCCAUUUACCCCGGCGAAGUCCUGUCCAACGACAUGCGUGCGAAGGGCAUGGGUAUCUUCCAAUUGACGUCCGGAUGUGCAGGGUUCGUGAACACGUUCGCUGCACCAAUUGCCCUUAAGAAUAUCGGCUACUGGUUCUAUGUGUUCUUCGUAUUCUGGGACCUGUUUGAGUUCGUAUUCAUCUACUUCUUCUAUGUCGAGACAAAGUCAAUCACCUUGGAAGAGCUGGAUGCCAUCUUCGAAGCGCCGAACCCACGGAAGGCAAGCACGAGAGCGGUGCGCUUGAUGCAUGUAGAGGAUGCGCCAUCGUCGUGA